AUGUUCUUUCAAAAGGCGAGUGAGCGACUCAAUAAGACAACCUUCCAGAGCCAGAUUUGGGUCCGAGAUUUUCCGAAGUUUGCUAUCAAUGCUCAUUUCAGAGACAAAUUCCCUGCAUGGCAGAACUCGAUUCGCCACAAUUUGAGCCUGAACGACUGCUUUGUGAAAAUUCCUCGUGAGCCUGGCAAUCCUGGAAAAGGCAACUACUGGUCGUUGGAUCCAAAAGCCCAAGAUAUGUUCGACAAUGGCUCCUUCCUGCGACGGCGAAAAAGGUUCAAGCGACAACCUGAGCCGCAGGACAUGUCGCCGAUCGGUUUUCCACCAUUUCUGUCCUCGAUCGGACCAAUGGUGCCUUCACGAUUGCCGCUCCCGAUGCCGUCGAUCCUUCCACCUCUUCCACCAACUGCACCACAGCUGCCGUCAUCACUGCCCCGUCAUCCGAUGGCCAUGGUGCCAACGAUGAUGCCCAACGUGCCACCU
Ostertagia ostertagi is the source of this 480-nucleotide messenger RNA. NCBI's taxonomy places the organism in Eukaryota, Metazoa, Nematoda, Chromadorea, Rhabditida, Trichostrongylidae. The record is from the annotation of a GenBank genome assembly.